Messenger RNA from Gigantopelta aegis, 2442 nucleotides. Its product is annotated as MFS-type transporter SLC18B1-like. Gene Ontology annotation, molecular function: transmembrane transporter activity. Bases 34 to 1620 code for a protein of 528 amino acids. Lineage: Eukaryota; Metazoa; Mollusca; Gastropoda; Neomphalida; Peltospiridae. The record is from RefSeq and is a predicted model, not a curated record. Gene Ontology annotation, biological process: transmembrane transport. The transcript is spliced from 13 exons.
UGGAAAUCGUAAAAGACAAAUGGCGGACCGGAUAUGGAAUCAGAAACUGAUGAACGCUCUCGUUUUGUACCCAGUAAACGGGCUUGUGUUGUGAACGCCAAACGCUCGUGCGUGGUGCAUGAUGGUCGUAGUAACGAUGACGACACGGACCUGCACGCCGUUCUGUCAAACUCACUCAACACCACGGACGCACAGACGGACGGGUUUUCAUUCCGACGGUUACCAAGGCGACAGAAGUUCCUGCUGUACAGCAUAUGUAUAACUCGACUGUUGACGGUGAUGAACGAAGCUCUACUGGGUCCUAUAUUCCCGGAAGAGGCGUCACGGCGUGGUAUUGACAGCCAGGUGGUCGGGUGGGUGUUUGCUGCUUACGCCUUUGGACAGGUCAUCAUAUCACCGAUGAUUGGCAAGUUUCUUAUGCAGAUUGGACUCAAGUUCACGUACCUGUCAGGAAUAUUUGUCAUAGGAGUGUGUACCUCGUUGUUCGGACUUCUGGCUCUGUCACCAGCAGACGGUAAGAUGUCGGCCAGUUUUGUCGCCCUGUGUUUCAUCAUUCAGAUCUUUCUGUCGGUCGGGCUGACCGCGGUCGACACGGCCGCCAUUGCCGUCGUCUCCAACGAGUUCCAGUCCAACUUCACGUCUGUGUUUAGUUUGACGGAGGUGUGUGUUGGUUUGGGAUUGUCGAUUGCACCGGGAAUUGGCGGAUUUUUCUACAUGCUUGGUGGUUUCGUAUUACCAUUUGUCGUGUGUGGUUCUCUCAUACUUCUGUCUUUACCCAUCAACUAUCUGCUGGUUCUCAACUUGACAGACAAACCCGUGCGCAAGGAUUCGAUCACUGACGUCAUCAAAAAGAAGACGUCUUCGUGGCGUAUUCUACGUCAUCCGUCCGUUAUAAUUACGUGCGUGUCCGUGGCCUUGGCGGCAGGGUCGUGGACCGUCCUUGACCCGAUACUAGAACCAGAGUUGUCUGAAUAUGGGUUAACCCCCGAAAUGGCGGGAUUGGCGUUUCUCCUGCUGUCAGCAUCAUACUCUCUGGGUUGUCCGUUCUCUGGCUGGUUUGCCGCCAAACUGAGUGAUAGCCGCAUCCUGAUGAUAGCGGGUUUACUAACAAUAGCGAUUUCUCAUCUUCUCCUCGGACCCUGUCCACUGUUAGACAUUCCCACAGAAUCGGGAGAGCUGUGGUUGAAGAUUGUCUCCCUUGUUGUUCUGGGUGUUUCGAUCAGCAUCACUGUGAUACCUACGUACGGAAUUCUCAUGGAACUAGCACUCGAGUAUGGGGUUCAGGCUAACGAUGAGGUACAUGGGGCGGUGGCCGGUCUGUGGUGUUCGGCGUACGCGCUCGGCGACUUCUUCGCUCCUAUGUACGGAGGCUGGGUGGUAGGUGUGUCUGACUUCGGGGCUGGUCUGAGUUACUACUCCAUUGUCGUGCUCAUUGUGGCUCUGCUAUUAACUAUGGACACAAUCGCUCGCCACAAGUGUAAAACACACAGACAAUCAGACGAAGAACGACCAAGUGAGACGGAACCCUCGUUAAAAUAUUCCGAGGACGAGACACUUGGUGGCUGGACGUUCCGUGAUUUUUACAGGAUAUUUUUAACACCCACCACCCAGAUAGAGUGAAUUACAAAGAUGGUGCUUGGUAUCGUACUUGUGUGUUUAUAUAUGGAGCUUCGGUUGGGGAUCGAUUCCCGUCGGUGGGCCCAUUGGGCUAUUUCUCGUUUCAGCCAGUGCACCACGACUGGUAUAUCAAAGGACGUGUUAUGUGUCUUCCAGUCUGUGGGAUGGUGCAUAUAAAAAAUAUAAAAGUGAUUGGUCAAAACAUCAAGUCUUGAAGAUGAAGGAAAUUGCUGUCAAAUAGCACUAUGAUGUCAUCAUUUAUAUACUACGUGAAGUGGAAUCCAGACGCGAUUGGUUAAAACAGCGCUGUUUUGUUAUAAGUGAAACGAUUGGUCGAAGUAUCAAUAUGACGUAUACAGUUGUCAAACGGGUUACUCGUGAAAACUCCAGGUGGAAAUUAACAGACUCUUUCUCAGGGUGACCAACCUAAUGGAAAUAUUUUUCCGGAAUUUUCUGGUAUUUUCAUUUUAAGCGCGCGAACGCCCCUUUCAAAGCAAUAGUUUAAAGCACGCGAAAACGCCAUUUUCAAACAUAUAAAAAAUAAUUUAAACAGCGCCAUAUUUGACAUAUUUUAAAAAUAACAACAACCAAAGAGAUACAUAACAAUAAAAAACACAAUUGUAUUAUUUAUUGGAAUGUUAUGUAUUCAAUAAUAAAAGUAUAAAUCAAUCCACAUACGUGGCAGAAUUUUCCUACUUCCUUUUUAAGCAUAGCCAUACUUUAUGGCUUGUCUAGUUUACAAAACAUGAUAAAUAUAUUCAUCAGUGUAAACAAAGCUGACUAUACCUAGUACAGCAAUUAACAGCAUUAUUACACACACACACA